AUGAACUCUCUGUCGUCUCUGGGCUUUGGACACGCCCUUCUCCCCCCAUGUUUCCAUGGUUGCCAUGGCUGCCACGGCCACAUACCCCACAUGUCUACGUCCAUGUUUGAUUCAGAGCCAGCGUUUGUGCGCCGAAGAAAUGAGCGUGAGCGAGAGCGUGUGAGACACGUGAACCAGGGCUACGCCCGGCUACGGCAAGUCCUGCCCCCGAGUCUGGACCCGAGUUUGGACUCGAGUCCAGACCAGAGUCUGGACCAGCGUCUGGACCCGAGUCUUUCCAGAGAACGAAGACUUGGGGACCUGUCUUCCCUGCACAAAAUGAGAAAACGUGAGAGCAGAGACCUGAGACCCAGUUCUAAACCCCGUCCUAAACCCAGUCCAGAGCCUCAACCCAGACCCGGACCAAGACUCAGCAAAGUCCAGACGCUGAGAGCUGCCAUCCAGUACAUCUCUGCCCUGCAGCAGCUACUGCAUCAUCAGGGGGAGCCAGCGAGUGCAGCGUCCAGACCACAGAGCUGA
This is a messenger RNA of Knipowitschia caucasica, 519 nucleotides long. The record is from the annotation of a GenBank genome assembly. Lineage: Eukaryota; Metazoa; Chordata; Actinopteri; Gobiiformes; Gobiidae.